This is a messenger RNA of Camellia sinensis, 1281 nucleotides long. The record is from RefSeq and is a predicted model, not a curated record. Lineage: Eukaryota; Viridiplantae; Streptophyta; Magnoliopsida; Ericales; Theaceae.
GCAAAAUUGAUCUUCUCCUUCAACGUUGUCUGCAACUCCCUCCAUCGACCUCUUCCUCAAGAUGAGUCAGCAACAAAAUGAUGCAUAUUUCACCAACUUGAUGAAUGAUGGGACUGAUUAUGAAUUUAUGGAUGAACCUCUUGACCAAGGGGAUCAGUCUUCCCCAAUCUCUCCUCAAAUAGAAACCACCAAGAAACCACAACGAGGUGGCAACUUCACUACAGAAGAAGACAGUAUGCUCAUAUCGGCGUGGCUUAACAUUAGCUUAGAUCCAGUGCAAGGGAAUGAACAAAAAUCAAAGGCUUAUUGGCUAAGAGUGUGGGAGUAUUUCCACCAGUACAAAACUUUUUCAUCUAAUCGUAGUCAAACUUCUUUAAUGAACCGUUGGUCAGCAAUUCAACUUGCCACGAAUAAGUUCAGUGGGUGCUUCGCCCAAAUCCAAAGGUUGAAUCAAAGUGGAAAGACUGAAAAAGAUAAGAUUCUUGAUGCGAAGAAAUUAUACAAAGAGUUGUACAAAUCGUCAUUUCCAUUUGAACAUUGUUGGCAUGAGUUAAGAGAUCAACCAAAAUGGCGAGAGGAAUAUAGCAUGAAGAAACAAAAACCAAAAAAAGUGGCAACUCCCGGCGUUUGUUCUCCUAGUGCACCGGAUUCAAUCAAUUUAGAGGACAAUGAUGUUUCACAUAAUGACAAUGUAGACUUGGAAAGACCACCGGGUAGGAAAGCUGAAAAGGAACAUUUGAAUAAAAGAAAGAAUAAAGACCGUGGAAAUGAAGGAGGGUCACAUAUUUUAAUAUUAUUAGAGGAUUUAAAGGAAGAUAGAAAGAAAAUGAAUGACAAGAAAAUAGAGAUGUAUGAAAGGUCGUAUCUUCAAGAGCAAGAAAAGAUUGAUAAUGAGAAAAAGAGGACGCAAACGGAACAAGAAAAGGUUGAUAAUGAGAAAGAAAAGAUACGAAUGGAACAAUUGAAGGAGGAAGAGCGAAUAAUGUCAAUAGAUACAAGUGGUCUGCCGUCAUUGCAAGCAGAAUACCUUCAUCGCCGCCAAAUGGAAAUUCUCCAAAAAAAGAUUUAGUUGUUGGAACUACCCAAAAAAAAUUUAGUUGUUGGAACUAUGUUUUUCACUUUAUUUAUUGUUGGAUUUGAUUCUCCAUUGUAGGCAGAACUAUGUUUUUUAUGCAGUUUAUGUUGGAAUUAUUUAUUAUAUGUUAAAAGUUUUUUGGAACUACCUAUUGUUGAAUGGUUGAACUAGUAGUAAUUUAAUUACUGAGUGGAAUUCUCGUUGAA